This is a messenger RNA of Perca fluviatilis (European perch), 318 nucleotides long. Its product is annotated as protein PXR1-like. NCBI's taxonomy places the organism in Eukaryota, Metazoa, Chordata, Actinopteri, Perciformes, Percidae. The record is from RefSeq and is a predicted model, not a curated record.
GAAAGAGACAGAGAGGAAAGAAGAGACAGGAAAGAGGAAAGAAGAAAGAGGAAAGAAGAAAGAAGAAAGAGGACAGAGAGGAAACGAAGGAAAAGGAAGAGGAAAGAAACAGAGGACAGGAAAGAGGAAAGAGAAAGAGAGAGAGAGGACAGGAAAGAGGAAAGAAGAAAGAGGACAGAAAGAGGAAAGAAGAAAGAGGACAGAAAGAAGAAAGAGGAAAAGAAGAAAGAGGAACAGAAAGGAAAAGAAGAAAGAGGACAGAAAAGAAGAAAAGAGAGAAAGAAGAAAGAGGACAGAAGACAAGAAAGAGGAAAGAAG